AUGGAUUCGGGUUUCUGGGCGGGCUACCUUAGUGGUGCCCUUGGAAUUAUCAUUGGAAACCCGUUAGAUGUGAUCAAGGUUCGGCUCCAGGCGGGCAAUGCGGCUCAUGUCCCGCCAUCCCACCUAUCCGGAAUAGAGAAGGCGGGCUCGCUCGUUCGAGGUGCGGCUGCACCGAUUUUUGGAUAUGGAGCCCUCAAUGCAGUUCUCUUCAUGGCAUAUAAUCGGUUGCUGAUGACUAUGGAUCACUCCGUUGUAGACCCUACCAAUCCUUCGGGGGUGCCUUUGUAUAAAAUAUGGGUUGCUGGUGCCGCUGGCGGACUGGCUAGCUGGACUAUCUCUGCUCCAACUGAAUUUAUCAAAUGUCGGGCGCAGAUGGAUUCUCGUCCGGAGGUUUCCUCGUGGUCCGUUGCCAAGGAUAUAUAUCGGCACCGUGGCUGGCGAGGACUUUACUACGCAGGAGGUGUCACAAGUGCUAGAGAUGCAAUUGGCUAUGGAUUCUAUUUCUGGUCCUAUGAGCUCUGUAAGCGCCUUAUGACAUCUGAAAAUGAGACUUCCAACCAAUCGGCCAUGAAGGUCCUCCUUUGCGGUGGCAUUGCCGGAAUUGUAACCUGGGGAUCAGUCUUCCCCUUGGAUAUGAUCAAGACUCGACUCCAAGCCCAGACGAUGCAUGAUGCGCAUGAUGUGCAUACACUUCCGGGUUCUGCAGAACGCCAACCUCUUGUACGCCCGCGCCAGACACUAACCACAGUUCAAAUUGCCAAAGAGGCUUAUCGAGCUGAGGGCCUGAGGCCCUUUUACCGAGGACUGGGCGUCUGCAGCAUACGAGCUUUUAUUGUGAAUGCUGUCCAGUGGGCGGCAUAUGAGUGGUUGAUGAAAAGCUUUACUCAGCCACGCCAGCCAUUGAGCCUCGAGCCGAUGACCCAACGUACCUAG
Molecule: messenger RNA, 933 nt
Organism: Penicillium pulvis
Lineage: Eukaryota; Fungi; Ascomycota; Eurotiomycetes; Eurotiales; Aspergillaceae
Exons: 4
Coding region: 1-933 (310 amino acids)
Biological process (GO): transport
Molecular function (GO): transmembrane transporter activity
Source: RefSeq, a predicted model, not a curated record